CUUGUUCAUAAAACUCGGCGCUCUAUUUAAAUUAAUUUCGAAAGUUUCUGAGACAAAAUAGUUGUUUUUUAAAUAAAUAGAUAAAUAAUUUUAUUUAAAAUAACAAAAUAAGAUAAUUUUAUUGUUUCGAUUUCAUCCUUAAAUAAUUUUUAUCACACCGACACUUUUAAAGACUAAAAUAGACAAUGUUCAACGACGAGAAUCGCCAGCCGCUGAAGUCCCGAGAUAAUAUGAUCAGCUCAUCAAACAAUGGGAGCCAGCAGUCCCUAUCUCAGCAACAGCUUCCAAGAAGAGAAGCUAAGAAAUGGUCCCUUCAACACUUUGACAUUGGUCGACCUCUUGGAAAAGGAAAAUUUGGCAAUGUUUAUUUAGCUCGUGAGAAAGACAGCUUGUAUAUUUGUGCCUUGAAGGUACUUUUAUAUUCUCAGCUUGAGAAAAACUCUGUUGAGCAUCAGCUUAGAAGAGAAAUUGAAAUUCAAUCACAUCUCAGGCACCCAAACAUAUUAAGACUGUUUGGCUACUUUUAUGAUGAAACUCGUGUCUACCUAAUUCUCGAAUAUGCCCCCAAAGGUGAGUUGUACAAGGAGCUGAAAAGGCAGGGUUCAUUUGAUGACCCGACAACCGCUACUUACAUGUCUGAGAUAGCGGAUGCCCUGAUCUACUGCCACUCCAAAAAAGUCAUCCACCGGGACAUCAAACCAGAAAAUCUUCUGUUGGGGUUACGGGGCGAGUUGAAGAUUGCUGAUUUUGGCUGGUCUGUACAUGCCCCUUCGUCGAGGAGAGCAACCCUGUGUGGCACCCUCGAUUACUUGCCUCCUGAGAUGGUGGAGGGCAAGGAACACGAUGAACGAGUUGACCUUUGGAGUCUUGGGGUUCUCUGCUACGAAUUCCUUCACGGUUAUCCGCCAUUUGAGGAUGAGAGGGGACAACAAGAGACCUACCAACGUAUCCUUAAACUAGACUUAAAGUUUGCCCCUAAGACUUCCGCAGGGGCUCAGGACCUCAUUAGAAAGCUCCUUCGAUAUAAUCCUGCUGAUAGACUGCCUCUCAGGCAGGUCCUCGAACAUUUCUGGAUCAAGGAGAACUUCAAAGACAGACCAACUGUGAAGGAAGUGGUGGGAGCUGAGAGGACAGCUGAAGCCAGAAGGAUGGGCAACCAGGCGAUCGGUAGUCAGGCCUGUGGCGUUAGCAGCACCACCGAUAGUGUCUGUGGUUCUGGAAUGCCUAAGUGAAAUAUGUAAAUAACUUCCCGAAGUUUCUUUUCGUUCUGGGUGUUUUGUACAUAGAUAAAAAUGCUGAUCAGCUGACGGUUUAUCGCUCAUUACCAGUAUAGAUAGCAACUCUUUUUUGUGUUUGUGUUAUUUUUUAACAUGUCAAUAUUUUCAUCCACUAAUUUUAUAACUUGAUGCCGUCAAUCGCCUCAGGCUUUGCUGCACUUUGCUGCCUUUUACUUAUUUUGCAUAUGAUUAAAUAGAUAUUCAAAGGUUUUCAAAAGUUUUAAAUAUUUGUAAUGUUUUACUUCUUUCUUUUUUUUUUACUACAAUGUCCCAUUUACUUUUUAAAAAUAGCAUUUAUAAAAUGGUUUUAAUCGUUCAGUUCUGUUUUCUCAACUACUUUCUCUUAACGUUCGUAUUUUUAAGUUCAGUCUGCUUUUAUCUUAACCUAUGGCAUGUGUAAUCAAAAAUACGUCAAUAUUGCAAUCAAAAUACCUUUGCAUGUAGUACUAAUUAAUAAAUGUUUCUGUCGGUAAAUAAAAAGUUAUAAAAGCAAU
Molecule: messenger RNA, 1771 nt
Organism: Helobdella robusta
Lineage: Eukaryota; Metazoa; Annelida; Clitellata; Rhynchobdellida; Glossiphoniidae
Exons: 8
Coding region: 186-1232 (348 amino acids)
Biological process (GO): protein phosphorylation; regulation of cytokinesis; mitotic spindle organization
Cellular component (GO): chromosome passenger complex; spindle midzone; spindle pole centrosome
Molecular function (GO): ATP binding; protein kinase activity
Source: RefSeq, a predicted model, not a curated record